GUGGAUUUGUAUUCCUGAACUGAGCGCGACGAAAUGACGAAAGUUACUGAGGGAGAAAUUUCACAUGGCGUUCAAGAUGUCGGGAAAUAUUAUCUGAAUUUUCCUAUCCUAGCCAAAGGAUUCGUCCGCCAGGACUCGGUACACGACUUUGUAAACAGCGAUUCCGAUGGAGACUUUAUAGCACUGAGCGGAUCCAAAUCGGAAGUGAUCACCCUGGAGUUGAGCAGCAAGUUCAUGGUCGUGGAUCCCUUUCCCUAUUUUGUGGCCAUUUAUGAUUCCAACGCUGCGGAAACACGACCCCUGGACGUUUUGGCCAACAAAGUGGAUCUGGUGUCCAUAUACGACAGCUGCGAUGUCCUGGAGGCACAGCACUUGGCCCUGGACCCGGCAUACACGGCUGUGUGCUCCGUUGCCGUGCCACCAUCCAGAUUAAGAGCUGUUAAGAGGGCACCCAAGCAGGUAGCUAAUGGAAAUCUCCUCCUGGGCUCCCUCAACACCUAUGGAUCCUUGAGCCUGAUAAACAAGUCUGCAGAGUACAAUCGUUGGAACCCCCUGGAAGGACUAAAUAUCGCUGAAACUCUGAGGGACACUCUGCUGCCUGAAGUGGACAUCGGCAAGAUUAAAGACUUUAAAAGCUAUCAAGAAUAUAUUAACCCCGCGUGGAUCACUAUGUUUGCUUGGUUACCUGAUAAUGCAGAUACCACUGGCCAGCAUGUUUUGGUGCUGGGAACCGCUUCCGGAAGUUUGUGGUUGCUCACACUAAGCGCCGAUGCCAAAACUCUUUUGAGUCAUCAAGAAACGAAAACCUCAAUGGGUCGUAUCUGCCAUAUACAAGCUUUCAAGGACCUUCUACUGGUGGGCGAUAGCAACGGCCUCAUCCACCUGUACCAAUUGCCAGCAAAGGGAAAUACAGCUCUCGUCUUAGUGAAGCCCUUGUGGGAGAAAGCCGAUCGCAUGGGUCUGCAAAUGGCAGUGAUCACUGAAUGUCCCAGAACGGAUUGCUAUUAUAUAACCUGUUGCAAGGCGGCGCACCUGCUGACCUGGAGCAUGCCAAGAACGGGAAACACAGACUGCCUGCAAGCACGGAUCUAUGUCGGCGGAAUGAAGAUCACCGCUCUCUGCAGCCUGGACAACACUAGCUAUGCUGCAGGAACCGCUGGAAGCUGUCUGCAUUGCGUACAAAUUAUCCACGAGAAUAAUCAGCUUAGCCUGCAGACGCAAUCGAUAGCCAUGAGUGUUCUCCAGGAUUUCCAGGUAAUGGGGCUGUGCACCAGUAGGCACAAAAACUUAAUGACCCUGUUUCUAUACCGCAACAAGGAAUAUCUGAAUGAGACUGUGUCUCAAAAGAACCAGUUGGUUAUGCAGGUGCUCAAGGUGGGGAAUCAGGAUCCACUUGAACAGCUUAUCAGGCAUCUGAAAUCCAAUAAGCCCAUGAAUCACUAUACCGAUUUAUUAGCUGCACUACGUCUGCACGUUUUUGCCGAGGAGAAUUGGCAAAAAUAUAUGGAUUUUGGUCCAUUAGAUUCCUUUGAAUUUGCGGAUUCCGCCACUGAGGGUCAGCUGCAGCAGCUGCAAAUCAAAUUUCAUGUCCUUCAGAACGCGAUUCGCCUGCAAUCGAGCCACCUCCAGCUGACUGUUCACAUCCAAAAGUCGCGGGAUGAACUGCAGCUGCUCCUUGCGAUGCUGAAUAUCACACACAUAAGACUGAGGCUCCAGUUCAUUGGGUCAUUGAGUAAGAGAUCACCAUUCCAGGAGCAGGCGAUACAGUGUAUGUUCGAGGAGGCCCACCGACUGAUAAAUAAACUUAAGGCCGACUUUACGGAAAAUCAUGUCCAAGGAUCCACAGCAAAGGAAUUCGUUGAGAAAAUGGACAACCAUAUUCAGCACUUGCACGAGAUGCUGGGUAUACCUGUGAUAUCUAAUUCCCAGAAGCAACUUCAUCGAUGCAGUGUGUCCUUUGUGGAGAUCUCCCUCAGCUUGGACCGACGCUACUGCAGCCUCUGCGACCGCCAGGUCAUUUUCGAGCUGGACAAUCUGCGAGAGCUCUACGAGUCUGGGAGAAAUCUGGCAUGUCCCGUUUGCCAUGGAAGCUUUGCCACGGAAAUGUUUGAUGCAUAAACGUUAAAUUUAUUCUCAAUC
Drosophila sechellia is the source of this 2139-nucleotide messenger RNA. RefSeq lists its product as uncharacterized. The record is from RefSeq and is a predicted model, not a curated record. NCBI's taxonomy places the organism in Eukaryota, Metazoa, Arthropoda, Insecta, Diptera, Drosophilidae. The transcript is spliced from 3 exons. The coding region runs from base 34 to 2118 and encodes 694 amino acids. Gene Ontology annotation, molecular function: protein binding.